AUGGCACAGUGGUAUCAGGCUUUAGACAACACAAUAUUAACUGAUGGAGUUUCACAAAGCUUGAUAAUAAAGAAAAAGAUUAAGGGCCUUCGGAUAAUAUGUCGUCGCCUCAGAAAAACCAAGAAGACACCCCAACUUACUGUAAUUGAACAGAAAUUCCUUAUCGAUGUAGUGGAUGAGUUUAAGGGUGUAUUGGAGUCGAAACGAAAUGAUAUUCGGACCAUACAAAGGAAGGAAAAGGCGUGGAGAGAAAUAGAGGCAAAUUUUUGUUCCAUGCCCACUUUCUUUAAACAAGAUCACAAGCAAGAUAGCUUCACUUUGGCUCAACCGACGUCAGUAUUGGACGGCUAA
Molecule: messenger RNA, 351 nt
Organism: Lottia gigantea (owl limpet)
Lineage: Eukaryota; Metazoa; Mollusca; Gastropoda; Lottiidae
Exons: 4
Coding region: 1-351 (116 amino acids)
Source: RefSeq, a predicted model, not a curated record